Molecule: messenger RNA, 1343 nt
Organism: Notechis scutatus (mainland tiger snake)
Lineage: Eukaryota; Metazoa; Chordata; Lepidosauria; Squamata; Elapidae
Gene: SNRPF
Product: small nuclear ribonucleoprotein polypeptide F
Biological process (GO): mRNA splicing, via spliceosome; spliceosomal snRNP assembly
Cellular component (GO): U1 snRNP; catalytic step 2 spliceosome; pICln-Sm protein complex
Molecular function (GO): RNA binding
Source: RefSeq, a predicted model, not a curated record
GCUUUGCUCGAGGAAAGAGACUGCGUGUGACGUCACUUCCGGGCCUUUUCUUUUGCAAGUUUGGCGGGCGCACGUGUUGCCCCCCGAAUAAUUUUUGCAGUCUCAGCCGCCCUUCGCCUGGCCGGGUUGCUAUGAGUUUGCCUCUCAAUCCAAAGCCAUUUCUAAAUGGGCUAACUGGGAAGCCAGUAAUGGUGAAAUUGAAGUGGGGAAUGGAAUACAAGGGCUAUCUUGUAUCGGUUGAUGGCUACAUGAAUAUGCAGCUUGCCAAUACCGAAGAAUAUAUUGAUGGUGCAUUGUCGGGACAUCUUGGUGAAGUUCUGAUAAGGUGCAACAAUGUCCUAUACAUAAGGGGUGUAGAAGAAGAAGAAGAAGAUGGAGAAAUGAGAGAAUAAUGUUGGAAAAUCUUGUGUUUUUUAAUGUGUAAAAUAUAUAUAUUCAGUUGUCGCUUUUGAAGAAAAUUCAAGUUUUGUAACUACAUUUUGGGGUGCAGAAAAAUACAUUAAGCUGAAAGAAACAGUCAACAUGAAAGAUGAACCACAAAUUAAAAACUGGGAUUAUUUAGCCUUAAUACAAAUAUUUUAAAGCAAAUGGGAUCAGAUGUAUUCCAUCACCAUUUACUUUAUAUGACUAGGUGCAAGAUAUAAAACUAGUACAAAAAUACACUUUACAAAAAAACCUCAAGUAAAGUAGUAGUCAUCUUCACUUCUUGUAGUUGCAUCUAUAGCUUGUUCUGCUUCGUGCUUAGUCAUUGGAGGCUGUGAGCGGUACACCAGUUUUCUUCCCAUCUAAAACAAAGACGAAAAAAUAAAAUCCGUAUAUGCAUGGACUUUUAAAAUCAGCCUUAGUUUUCCUGUUAAACUUCCCAUACAUAGCCUUUCACUUAUAUUUUAUACAAAUGUGGAAACACUUGAAAUGGAUGCCUGUAGGUAGAUCUAUUUAGAACAAAACACACAUUUCAAAGUUGCUUAGCUUGGAGUGGGGGUGGAGGGGGAAGUGAAGGCUUUUUUUGUCGGAGAAUCCAGUAGUCACAUCACUGGACAUCUUCCACCACUGUCUUUGAAUUUGUCACACCUGACCCUUAAUGUACAUUUAAAUACUUUGCAGGAAAGAGUUUUGGCAAUGUUUGUAUAAAUACUUUCAUUUUUGUGACAUUACUGAAAACAUUAAUUGAAGAUAGUCAUGACUAACGUGGGCCCGUUAAUAUGGAUAUAUAUCUUAAGGCUAGAUGUUGUUAAAUAUCCUACUUUGAUCGAAAUUAUGGCUGGAAUUGCUCUAGAAACUAGGUGUCUACACAUUUUGUUACAGACUUUAUGAUGAAGAAACUAUUAAAAAGUUUUGUUAGA